CUAGUGCGGCAACUCUGCUACCCAGCGGAAACCUCCUGCGAAGAUGGGGAAAGUGAGGGCGCUGCGGGCUCGCGUGCACCGGGCGGCCGUGAGGCCCGAUGGGGAGGCUGCACCCGGCCCUGUGCCCUGCGCCUUGGAGCCGGCCCUUCCACAAGCCUCGGCGGGCGGAGCCGGGGUAAAGGCCUGGACAUUAGUUCACAAUGACAUCUUCGCCAGGACGCAGAUAGACCCUAGUGCCUUGGUGCAACGGCUGGAACUGGACCAGAAGAGUGUGGUGUCUCUAAAGAAAGGUACAGAGCCAAAGGCCAUUUUGCCUAAGAAGGAAAAGCUGAGGCUUCGCCGUGAGCGAUGGUUACAGAAAAUUGAAGCCAUAAAGCUGGCAGAGCAGAAGCUCAGGGAGGAACGAAGGCGCAGGGCCAUGGUGGUGGUAGGCGACCUGCACCCCCUGAGGGAUGCCCUACCUGAGCUGCAGGAACUGGAGGCCAGCCGCAGACAGCAGCAGACCACAUGCAGGGCAACCAGCAAGCCCAGGCCAGUGGAGCUUAGCCGGAUGAGCACAGCCCAGAGACAGCAGCUCCUGGAAGAAGAAAGGACCCGGUUUCAGGAGCUCCUGGCCAGCCCAUCCUACAGAGCCAGUCCUCUGCUGACCAUCGGGCAGCAGCUGGCACACCAGAUGCAGCUGGAAGGUGGCAAACAGCUCUGACCAGGACAGCGUGUGCUGUGAGAGCCAAGGGACUUAACGAGUGGUGGGAGGCAGCACAGCUCUGAACCCUGUCCUG
Acomys russatus (golden spiny mouse) is the source of this 779-nucleotide messenger RNA. It is a transcript of the gene Slx9, whose product is annotated as SLX9 ribosome biogenesis factor. The transcript is spliced from 6 exons. Lineage: Eukaryota; Metazoa; Chordata; Mammalia; Rodentia; Muridae. Gene Ontology annotation, cellular component: preribosome, small subunit precursor; nucleolus; 90S preribosome. Gene Ontology annotation, biological process: maturation of SSU-rRNA from tricistronic rRNA transcript (SSU-rRNA, 5.8S rRNA, LSU-rRNA). The coding region runs from base 44 to 703 and encodes 219 amino acids. The record is from RefSeq and is a predicted model, not a curated record.